Messenger RNA from Wallemia mellicola CBS 633.66, 766 nucleotides. RefSeq lists its product as hypothetical. NCBI's taxonomy places the organism in Eukaryota, Fungi, Basidiomycota, Wallemiomycetes, Wallemiales, Wallemiaceae. The record is from RefSeq and is a predicted model, not a curated record. The transcript has a single exon. Bases 297 to 596 code for a protein of 99 amino acids.
AUGACGCGUUAUUAAAUAGCCAUUAGUUCAUAGUUCAUUCGAGCAAGGCGAAGAGAGACCACAGCUGCGUCCAGUUGAGCAACCACCCCCUUUAUGGUAGUAUGCGAUGAAUGGUGGAGGCAUAUCAAUCUCUGCUUUGCGUUUAGCUUCUUCCAAACUUCUCCUUUCAGCUUCCUCUUUCUCUCUCGCUUUUGCUAGUUUAGCCUCCCGUGCUUGAGUUUUAAAGUUGUUGUAGAUAUCGUCAGGUGUUUUUGUCUGCAUACGCCUAAAUCGUGGUAUCGGAGUAACAUUCAAGAAUGAGUGGAGAAGAAGAACGCAAGGAAAUAAACGCACCAACGCCAGGAGAUAUCAACCAAGUUAGACAGUGGUUGACUGAUAACAAAUACACUACGGAUCCCUUCCAAGCGGUUCAUCAACUGAAGGAGCUUGUAGAGAAGCACGCUAAGCAGACACCAGAGGGUUUAGAGAUAGAUGAAGGCUAUUCAGAAGCGUUUACGAAACUCACUGCGUUAAUAAACAGCUUCAGAUUUGCAUUGGAGCAAGGAUACGUCAAGCAGGAGUUUGGAGAGGAAGACAAAGCUAGUGGCAGUAAAUAAGCCAGUAAUUGAUAAUAAAAUGCUAGUAACUCCUGUAUAGAGCCUUGUAGCGAGAUCGAUAGAACAGCAAGUAUAGCGAUAUACGACUACUAAACGGAUAAUUAAGAUAAAUAAAUAAUGCUAUUAUAAUAAUAAUAAUUUAAUAAUAUACUAUAUGAUCUCUAAAUUCU